AUUGAUUGGAAAACAACGGGCUGUGGGAGGACGCAUCAGGGAGGCUGUGGGCUAACGGGUGAGGGAAGGGAUACACACCAAAAGCUUGGACCACGCUGCCAUCUUUACCUCCCUCUUCUUCUUCUUUUUUCGUUCCUCUUCUUCAUAUCUGGGAUGAAUGCCGCUCCUGCUCCUCGGUGGGUUUUACAGCUGAGGGAAAAGACUCUCCUCGUCUGAGCAGAUCCUGAACAAGCCGAGCCUGGAAAACAACCACACAGUCUACUGCAGGACUCAGAGAUCUACAGACAGGGGUCACCAUGGAAGCCCCUCUUGUGUGUUUGGAUGAGGAGUUUGAGGACCUGCGGCCCUGUCACAUGGACGAGUUUAACAACUCCUCUUACUCAACCAACACCUCCACCACCGUCCCCCUGGCCACCAUCACCCGCGAGGACUUCUCUGAGCUGGAGAACUUCUCUGAGAUGAUGAGCUUCAAGUCCAUGGAGGACCUGGUCAACGAGUUUGACGAGAAGCUCAACGUCUGCUUCCACAACUACAACACCAAGACGGAGGUCCUGGCACCGAUACGCACCCAGACACACAGCCAGGAGGACGAGGAGAGGUUGCAGGAUGAAGACGUGUGGGAUGCUCUGACUGACAACUAUAUUUCCACCUGGGACAACCCCGACCAAGAGGGACUCAACGGCAACCUGUCUGAGCAGGAGGUACGUGUUGCUGCUCAGCUUCAUAUCCACGAAAAAGAGGAGGAGGAGAUGAAUGAGAAGAAUGACAACGCCAACUGCUUGAGUGAAGAGCCUCUUAUCACAGCUGACCAGGUCAUUGAGGAGAUAGUCGAGAUGAUGGAGAAUUCUCCAGAUCCUGGUGAAACGGAGGAGGAGGAGGAUGAGGAGGAGAACAGCCACUGCUCAUCCACAAACAACCCCUCCUUGCUUGAGGAGAUCCGGCAGCUGUCACUGGCCUCCAACAACAACUGCUCCUAUGAAGGUCUAAGUCUGAUGCCCAGCUCAGCGCUGGAAGAGCUGCUUCAUCGGGUGGAGGCCACCAUCCGUGAGUUCUCAGAGGAGCUUGUCAGUCAGCUGGCCCGGCGUGAAGAGCUGGAGUUUGAGAAGGAGGUGAAGAACACGUUCAUCACAGCCCUGAUGGAGGUGCAGAACAGGCAGAGGGAGCAGAGAGAUAGCAGCAAACGCCGGCGUCGAGACAAAGCCCUGAGUCUGCAGGGAGGAGGCACGCCACCUGUGAACGGAGGAAACACAGGAAACACAGAGAAGACAGGAAGCAUGCCUGUCAAGCGCUUCAGCAUGGAGGGACUGUCCAACAUCCUGCAGACGGGCAUCAGACAGACAUUUGGAAGCACAGGGAAUGACAAACAGUAUCUGAACACAGUUAUUCCUUUUGAGAAGAAAGCCACCCCUCCAUCUGUCGACGACCUGCAGAUGCUCACAAAAAUUCUUUUUGCAAUGAAGGAGGACAGUGAGAAGGUGCCUACACUGCUAACUGACUACAUAUUAAAAGUCUUGUGUCCUACCUAAAGCUCCACCAGGCCGGGGGGCCACAGUGUGACGGAGAACCCUCCCUCCCUCCCUCUCUCCAUCCCCCCCCCCCCC
This is a messenger RNA of Labrus bergylta (ballan wrasse), 1601 nucleotides long. It is a transcript of the gene fez1, whose product is annotated as fasciculation and elongation protein zeta 1 (zygin I). Gene Ontology annotation, cellular component: axon; cytoplasm. NCBI's taxonomy places the organism in Eukaryota, Metazoa, Chordata, Actinopteri, Labriformes, Labridae. The record is from RefSeq and is a predicted model, not a curated record.